AGGAGAAGGAGCCCCUCAGGAUCAUCCGGACGUGGCGGUGGGACGGGGACCGACAUUUGUCACUCGUCACCGGUGGUGGCCCCACGGGGCCCCAGCGCCUCCGGUUCCUCCCUUUCCUGGGGGGAAGGGACCUCCCGCGCCGUGGGAGGUGCCCCAGAAGCGUUUGGAGGUGCUGAGGAUCUCACCUCCACCAGGAUCUCACCUCCUUUGGGAUCUCAUCUCCACCAGGAUCUCACCUCUCCUGGGAUCUCACCUCUCCUGGGAUCUCACCUCCUUUGGGAUCUCAUCUCCACCAGGAUCUCACCUCCACCAGGAUCUCACCUCCAUUGGGAUCCCAUCUCCACCAGGAUCCCAUAUCCAUCAGGAUCCCAUCUCCACCGGGAUCCCAUCUCCAUCAGCUCCUGGCCAGAAGUUGAUGAUUGGACCCUCUUCUAUCGACUCCUCUGCAGAAAUUCAUCCUGCCGGGACCCACCUCCACUGAAGUUCAUCCUGCCAGGACCCACCUCCACCAGUUGCUCCAUUUAAGUUCAUCCCACCAGGACCCACCUCCAUCGGCUCCUUCCCAGAAAUUCAUCCUGCCAGGACCCACCUCCACAGAAGUUAAUCCUGCCGGGACCCGGCUCCAUUGACAUCCAUUCCACCGGGACCCACCUCCCCAGAAUUCACCCCACCAGGACCCACCUCCCCAGGAAUUCACCCCACCGGGAGCCACCUCCCCAGAAUUCACCCCACCAGGAGCCACCUCCACCGUCUCGUCCCCGUGUCCCCAUGGAGGUGUGGCGCCAAUGUGCGCACUGGCUGGUGGCCGCGCGCGUCCUGCCCGCGGGACACCGGGCCAGCAGCCCCGGGGGACAGGUGUGGGACCUGGCGCAGGCGCUGCGCGACGGGGUCCUGCUGUGCCACCUCCUCAACGCCCUCCUGCCCCGCGCCGUGCCACCCCGGGACAUCUGUCCCCGGCCACAGAUGUCACAGUUCCUGUGCCUGAGGAACAUCCGCACCUUCCUGACCGCCUGCGCUGACAAAUUCGGGCUCCCCAAGCACCGGCUCUUCGGCGCCUUCGACCUCUUCGAUGUCCAGGACUUUGGGAAGGUGAUUGAGACGCUCUCAACGCUCUCCUGGACCCCCAUCGCGCAGAGCAAAGGAUUCACGCCAUUCCCGUCCGAGGACAGCGUUGGGGACGAUGACAUUUACAGCGGCCUCUCCGACCUCAUCGAUGACACGGCCGAGGAGGACGAUGACCUCUACGACUGCGUGGAGGCCGAAGGGGACGACGGCGAUGACGUCUACGAGGACCUGAUGAGGGUCGAGCCCCCCCCGGCCACGAAGGGAGGGGUGGACCGGCGGCUCUGCUGCCUCCAGGAGCUGCGGCAGACGGAGGAGAGGUACACGGAGACCCUGGAGUCCAUCUGCCAGCACUUCCUGCGGCCACUGCGGCACUUCCUGAGCGCCCGGGACAUGGAGAGCAUCUUCAUCAACGUGGAG
Molecule: messenger RNA, 1482 nt
Organism: Pyrgilauda ruficollis (rufous-necked snowfinch)
Lineage: Eukaryota; Metazoa; Chordata; Aves; Passeriformes; Passeridae
Product: proto-oncogene vav-like
Exons: 8
Biological process (GO): regulation of GTPase activity; cell migration
Cellular component (GO): cytoplasm
Molecular function (GO): guanyl-nucleotide exchange factor activity; protein binding
Source: RefSeq, a predicted model, not a curated record